Microthlaspi erraticum is the source of this 297-nucleotide messenger RNA. The record is from the annotation of a GenBank genome assembly. NCBI's taxonomy places the organism in Eukaryota, Viridiplantae, Streptophyta, Magnoliopsida, Brassicales, Brassicaceae.
AUGGCUUUAGUAAGAAGUCUUUUGGGUGCAAAGAAAAUUCUUGGCCUCUCCGUCGCAACAGCUUCAACGAGCAAAAGAGCAGCCUCUGCGGCGCCAAAAGGAUUUCUUGCGGUAUACGUAGGGGAGAGCAAGAAGAAGAGAUAUGUGGUGCCAAUUUCAUACUUGAGCCAGCCUUCGUUUCAGGCUCUUCUCAGUAAAUCGGAGGAAGAGUUUGGUUUCGAUCAUCCGAUGGGUGGAUUAACGAUUCCUUGUCCUGAAGAUACCUUCAUCAACGUAACAUCUCGGCUCCAAAGAUGA